Messenger RNA from Mya arenaria, 2097 nucleotides. RefSeq names its product serine/threonine-protein kinase Nek4-like. The coding region runs from base 277 to 1584 and encodes 435 amino acids. The record is from RefSeq and is a predicted model, not a curated record. The transcript is spliced from 13 exons. NCBI's taxonomy places the organism in Eukaryota, Metazoa, Mollusca, Bivalvia, Myida, Myidae. Gene Ontology annotation, molecular function: ATP binding; protein kinase activity. Gene Ontology annotation, biological process: protein phosphorylation.
GGUUAACUAAAGUGGCUUAUUUCGACAAAACAUGAAUGUGGGAUUGUACUGCCUCAUGGAAGUAUUAAGAAAUGAAAGUGAUGAUUUAUCUACGUAUAUGGUAAUCAAACGGUGACCAGUAUUAAUUAGAUACGUCAUAAAAAAAAACAGGAAAGAAAAAUCGGUUAACAAGAAACGCGCUGAUUUUUGCUUUUAAUUAACAAAAAGACCAAAGGCGGAAGUAUAAAGACAAAUCUUUUGUUUCACCAGCCAGCGAUUUUAGACAAUUAAGGAAAUAUGUCGGAUGCCAAAUUCAAGAUUGGCAAGUUGCUUGGAGAGGGGGCAUUUGGGAAGGUAUUCCUGAUUGAAGACAAGAAUGAUCCUUCACAAGAGUACGCGAUGAAAAUUAUGCAGAUCGGAAAGAUGGAACCGGAGGAAGUGACGCUAGCGCUACAGGAGAUCAAAUUGCUCUCGGAUCUCAACCACGAGAACAUACUGGCUUACGUUGAAGCCUUCCCGCAAGACGGAUGUUUAUGCAUUGUCACAGAGUUCUGUUCCAACGGGGAUCUCUCGGAUUAUAUUGAGAAACAACACGGAACGAAACUAGAAGAGUUGCGGCUCAUUGAAUGGUUCAAACAACUCACUAGUGCUAUUGAGUACAUGCACAGUAAGAACAUCAUACAUCGAGAUUUGAAGGUGGCCAAUGUAUUUCUCGACAAGAACAUGAACUGUAAACUGGGAGACUUUGGCGUCGCAAGGAUACUGGAGUCACCCGCCGCAAUGGCUCAGACACAAGUGGGCACCUACCAUUACAUGAGCCCCGAGAUAUUCAUGGGAAUCAGAUACAAUUCCAAGACUGACAUUUGGUCCCUAGCGGUUCUUAUCUACGAAUUGGCCACGCUGGAGAAGCCGUUUGAUGCCCUCUUCCUUCCUAUGCUAAUUUUCAAGGUCACACGCGGUGAGAAACCGGAAAUGCCCAAAGGAUAUCGGAAGGAGUUCUGUGCUUUGUUGUCACGGAUGAUGGAGAAAGACCCAAACGACAGACCAUCGGCAGCGGAGAUGAUGAAAGAUGUGUUAUUCCAGGAUGCCAGCAAACCAGAUCCCAUGCCAAACCUCCGCUCACAGGGAGAUUACGGCAGUAAAGACUACGAGGCAGGUGGUCUUAACCUGAACAACUUCCUGCGGACCAUUGGAGACAUGUCCGUUGCCGGAAGAAAGAGACCUCAAGCGCAGCCUAAACCUCCCUUGAAGCCCAAACCACGAGUUGCGAAGCCUAGAGACAAAGCGGAACCGGAAGAAGAGCUGACAGGGGAUCCGGUGAUGGACCUUGUCACGAGGACACUUUCUAGCAUGGGCCAUAAUACGUUGAAACCAGCCGGCAAAAACCAGAUGCAGCAUCAUGUAGAAAUGCUGAGGAUGUAUAUUCUGCGUGUGUUGGACAAUGACAGAGCUCUUUUUGACCGAGCCGUGUCUGAACUGGACAGCGUUGCUGAUAAAGAUGACCUGGAGGAAAAGCUGAUCAGAAUCCUCGGUCACGAGCGGUACGGCUUGUGUGGUGUUCAACUGCUUCAUUACAAGAACUUUACGUACAAUAUUCGAACGUGAAGUAAAAUAACACUGCCCUUAAUACUGGCAUCAGUUGUGUACAUGACUACCGUGAACACUCUAAGCGACGACAUUUUUGCAAUGUGGCAAAUGAUCCUUUUUAUGUUCUGUGUUUUUUUGUAUUAUAAUUUAUUAUACUGCUUAAGUCUUCUCAUUCAUAUGCAUGCGAUCAUAUGUGACGUGCAUUUUUUCAUAGCUUCUAUGACAACGUACUAGUUUUGCUAAUUAUGUGGCGUUUUGGAAUAGGACCGUUUGAACAAUUCGUGGCCCCAUCCCUUAACAUGGCCCUUUUUAUUAUGAUCGUGAACAAUGCUACAUUGUACUUUUUUCUGUUCCACCUUUUUUGUAUUGGGUGUUGUCCUUAUAAUAAAUUGUUUAAGUAUAUAUUCAUACCAUACAACGUAUUAAUUAAAAUGAACUGCCUUUAUGAAGAACCGCUUCAGUGUGCAAAACAAAGUACACGACAGGCGUCUGCUUAUAUAUUCUUUGAUGAUUAAAAAUACGUAAAAACAU